AAAUAGUGAAAAUGUCGUCGUCCUCAGGUGUCCGCAAGUUUCUAAAUAGAAUCAAGAUGCUGUCGCAGGUAAGGCACCUCAACUUGGUAUCACCAAUCGGCUACUGCGACGAGGGCCAACAAAUGAUAUUAGUCUAUGAUUACAUGGUGCAUGGCAGCUUACAUGACCAUCUCUACAACUCAAAGAACAAUAUAACAUUAACGUGGAAAAGGCGCCUCCAAAUUUGCUUAGGCGUUGCCGUAGGAUUGCACUACCUUCACAUGGGCAAUGAGUACAACCCCGUCAUGCAUCGCGGAGUCAACUCCACAAACAUCCUACUGGAUGAGAAAUGGGUGGCCAAGGUUUCCUUCGGGCCAAGGUAUAUCGAACUACGACGGUCGACAGCAGAGGACGACGUGCACUACAUGGGCGUGGUGUUGUUCGAAGUGUUAUUCGCCAAGCCAGAGGAGCCGAUAAACUUGGACAAAUGUGUUGAAUUUUGUAAAAGGGAAGGGACACUUAUGGAAAAGGUUCAACCAUUACUUGGGGACGACACAAAACCAUAUAUUGAUUCUAAUCUGUACAAUCAAAUUGCCCCUAAAUGUUUGAAUAAAUUCGUCGAGACAGCCCUGUCAUGCAUAAAUGAAGAGCAAAGUAAGCGGCCGGCAAUGAACGACGUUGUUCGGAGCCUCGAGUUCGCGAUGCAGCUGCAAGUGGCGGAGGAUAAAGGCGGCCGCACAGCUUCCCUUCACUGAGCCUUCUUUCCCGCACCG
Messenger RNA from Erythranthe guttata (spotted monkey flower), 752 nucleotides. Lineage: Eukaryota; Viridiplantae; Streptophyta; Magnoliopsida; Lamiales; Phrymaceae. The record is from RefSeq and is a predicted model, not a curated record.